Aspergillus calidoustus is the source of this 1933-nucleotide messenger RNA. The record is from the annotation of a GenBank genome assembly. Lineage: Eukaryota; Fungi; Ascomycota; Eurotiomycetes; Eurotiales; Aspergillaceae.
UGCGCAUUCUGCAGCAAACUCGACUCCAGAUCGUUGAAGAUCAGCGCAGACCUCGUUCCUAUUCGGCCGCUACAAUGAUCCACCAUUGAGCUGCCCUGCACUAUAGCGCUUGCUUCUUACCUUGACGAGGCAUGAUUGUCAGGAGAUAGGCGCGGAGCCGUGCACGGCACAUGCUGCAGAAUUGAUUCCAGAGUUAUAUCUGCUGACGACCCGCAACGAUGCCUUCCAGGCUUCAGCGUUUGCUGUUCCACGGAUUGACUCACUGACUCACCUCUGCUCGACAUACGCUCGUCCGUCUCUCGCCAUGAACGACUACGCGGAGAGCUGGACGCUGCUUGCCCUCGCGCUGGCUCUGAUUCUCCUCCGGAUAUACGUGCGAUGGACGCAGACGGGGCCUGGGAAUUUUCAGCUCGAUGACUACCUCAUGCCCCUCGCUGGUGCCGUCUUCGCAGUCGAAGUCUCCCUCGCCUACCUCGUCGGCGCCAAAUACCAGGGCCUCACGAAUAGCUAUAUGACCUCCGAGCAGCGCGCUGCAAUCGACCCUUCCUCCCGAGAAUACUAUAACCGCGUUUGGGGCUCGAAGAUCCAGGUGGCCGGAUGGUCGCUGUAUGCGAUGGUGCUGUGGCUGGUCAAGUUUAGUUUGGCGGUUUUUUACUCGCGAUUGACAACCGGACUGAACCACCUCCCCUCGCGCGUCCGCAUCGCAUACCUCCUACUCGGCGUCUCCUAUCUCGCCGUCGCAUUGACCAUCAUCCUGAGCUGCCAGCCCAUGCAUAGGUUCUGGCAGAUUAGCCCCGAUCCAGGCAAUAUCUGCCAGCCCGCCUGCUCCAAAGUCUACGUCCUCGUCGUGAUGAUCCCGAAUGUCCUGACCGAUAUCUAUCUCAUGUCCAUCCCUCUUCCGCUCCUCUGGACCGUCCGCAUCGGCAUCCGCCGAAAAGUCACCCUCAUGGCCCUCUUCAGCGGCGCCGUCUUCGUCAUCAUGGCGGCGAUUAUUCGCGCAGUGACGAUUCUUACUGCCGGCGCCGACGGCGCCGUCUCCGGCAGCAAAUGGGCAUGCCGCGAAUCCUUCGUAUCGAUCAUCGUCUCGAACCUGCCGAUCGUGCAGCCGCUGAUCCGGCGCGGGGCAAGCAAGAUCGGGCUGUCUGGGCUGUUCAGCAACUCGGGCGGGCCGAGCGAUUACCAGGGCCCGUCGGGGCGGCGGAGGGGGGAGAGCCACCAGCUGAGUAGCGGGACGGGGCUGAAGACUGCGAAUGGAGGGGGCACUGUGAGCGGGAUGGUGAGUUCGAAGCUGGGGAUGGGGCGGAAGGGGAGGAACCGGGCGAGUUUGACGAUGGUUUCGCAGACGGGGGGCGGGUGGGGGAGUGAGGAGGAGAUUCUGGUUGGUGGGGCUGGGGCGCGCGGUGCCGGGGGCGAUAAGGUCGGGAAUGGGAUUACGGUUACGAGGGAGAUGCAUGUUGAGAGUGAGGAGGUGCGUGCUGGGUCGGAUAGUGCCGCUGGUAGUGGGAGUGGCAGCCCGAAGGGGGAUGGGGCCUUGCAUGUUACGAAUGAGUCGCUGUCUGGGACGAAUGGGUGGGAUCUUCCGGGCCAUGCGAUGGGGAAGAGGGGGGUUUAAGAGGGCUUCAGGUUGCUUUUCUUUUGUUCUUUAUUCAGGGGAGGCUAAUGUCUAAUGCGGUGGCUGCUGGUUGGACAUGGGAUACUAGGUUGGGAGUGGUUUUUGUCUUAUACCCCGGAGUACUGUAUGCAGAAGAGGGAGUUGAAGGUUCAGAGGAAGGAAUGAUAUUGAUAAAUUGCUAUUCUAAUCGACCCAACGAUGGCAUGCAGUGAAGGUCUGGGGUAGGAGGAGAGGCUCCGUAACGAUCAGGUAGAUUUAUGGAGGUUUAGUUAAGCUGUCUGGUCCUUUAUCAUCUUGAGUCAUACUUCCAGUAUAACUAGG